UCCGAUGACGGAAAAAAUUUGUAGUCAUUAUCAGAAAAUGUGUAUCGGGUUGCUGGAAAUGGACAUGGAUUCGAAGAAUGUUGGAAAGGGACUGACGGCGCUCGUGGUUGAAGACAGCCCCAUUUUGCAGCUGGUCCACAAGACGCUGCUGAAGAAGUACGGAGUGGAAGUUCAGGUGGUCAACAACGGCGAGGAGGCGGUGGUGCUCCACCGCUCCGGCGCCCGCUUCGACCUCCUGCUCAUGGACAAGGAAAUGCCCAUCAAGGAUGGCGUCAAUGCAACCAAGGAGCUCCGUGAAAUGGGGGUGAAGAGCAUGAUAGUUGGCGCGACUUCGCACGGGCCAGGUCCGGUGAGGGACGAGUUUCUGGCUGCCGGACUGGAUGAGUGUCUGGUGAAGCCGCUGCGUGCAGAAGUGGUUCUGGGCGUCAUUAACAAACUUGUUGCCUAAAAUGAGUUUGAUUUGAAGAGUAUUUUCCUAUCUUAUUAUGCCUUAGUGUGCUUAGCUGCAAAUUGGGAAAAUACUAGUGUGUGUUCAGCUUGAUUGGUAGUUUCUGUGUAACUCCAAUUAUAAUAAUAAAUGACAUAGUCAUAUGUGAUUGGUU
Ipomoea nil (Japanese morning glory) is the source of this 602-nucleotide messenger RNA. RefSeq names its product two-component response regulator ARR22-like. The transcript is spliced from 3 exons. The coding region runs from base 5 to 448 and encodes 147 amino acids. The record is from RefSeq and is a predicted model, not a curated record. Gene Ontology annotation, biological process: phosphorelay signal transduction system. Lineage: Eukaryota; Viridiplantae; Streptophyta; Magnoliopsida; Solanales; Convolvulaceae.